AUGUGGUCGGCGUCGCUGAAGUACCCCCUCGAUCAACGUAUUCUAUGGCUUUUAGAAGAAUUAGAAAUACCGUAUGAAAUUAAAAUAUAUGAAAGAGGCCCCGAUAUGCGAGCACCAAAGGAAUUGGAAGCUGUUCAUCCACUGGGAAAAUCACCAGUAAUUACUGAUGGACCCAUUACCAUUGCAGAAUCAGGCGCUAUCAUAGAAUAUAUUAUAAGCAAAUAUGGUAACGGACGAUUGAAGCCAGCUUCAGGGACAGAAGAUCAACUGCAAUACACCUACUGGUUACAUUUUGCAGAAGGUAGUGCGAUGAGUCCAUUAUUACUAACAUUGAUAUUUGAUAAUAUUAAAAAGAAUUCGCCAUUUUUCAUUCGACCAAUUGCCAAUGGUAUAGCAUCAAGUGUUGAUAAUAAAUUUAUUCAACAGGAAUUAACAAAAAUAUUUGGUUAUAUUGAAAGUGAAUUAACUAAACGAGAAUAUUUUGCUGGUAAUGAAUUUUCAGCUGCCGAUAUUCAGAUGAGUUUUCCCAUAGAAGCUGCGUCGAGCCGCGCUGCUCAAUAUUUAGGUCCAAAUACAAAGAAAUUACUUGACAAAUUACAAGGUCGUCCAGCGUAUCUGAGAGCACUAGAGAAAGGUGGACCGUAUAAAUAUGGGCCCAACACGUAA
Molecule: messenger RNA, 666 nt
Organism: Didymodactylos carnosus
Lineage: Eukaryota; Metazoa; Rotifera; Eurotatoria; Philodinida; Philodinidae
Source: the annotation of a GenBank genome assembly